Lolium perenne is the source of this 981-nucleotide messenger RNA. NCBI's taxonomy places the organism in Eukaryota, Viridiplantae, Streptophyta, Magnoliopsida, Poales, Poaceae. The record is from RefSeq and is a predicted model, not a curated record.
AUGGCGCAGUCCUACUUAUACCAUUUAAAGAUCUAUCAGUAUCUCGUUGUUAUUGAUGAUAUAUGGAGCACGUUGGCAUGGCCAACAAUCAGAUGUGCUUUGCUUGAAAAUAACCUCUGCAGCAGAAUAUUGACAACAACACGCAUCACUUCUGUAGCAAGGUCAUGUUGCUCUCCUGACUACACUUAUGUUUAUGAAAUGAAACCACUAAAUGAGGUUAGCGCUGGAGAGUUAUUUUCAAAGAGAAUAUUUGGUUCCGUAAAUCAAUGCCCAUCUCACUUAAAAGAUGUAUCCAGUGACAUCUUGAGAAAAUGUGGUGGUUUACCACUGGCAGUUAUUAGUAUUGCCAGCUUGUUGGCUAGUAAACCAUGCACAAAAGAACAAUGGGAGAGUUAUCGGAAUCAUAUUAGCUCAACAGUCGAAGAUGUUCCCAGCGUAAGCAACAUGCAAAGGAUUAUAUCUCUGAGUUAUAAUGACCUUCCCCAUUAUCUGAAGACAUGCUUAUUAUAUCUGAGUACAUUUCCAGAAGAUUUUGUAAUACCAAGGGAUCAAUUAGUAAGAAGAUGGAUAGCCGAAGGCUUCAUCAAUACAUAUGGUGGACAAAGGUUACAACUAGUGGGAGAAUACUAUUAUAAUGAGCUCAUAAACCGGAGCCUGAUUAUGCCUGCGACACAACUAUGGGAUCGACAUGCUGCCUUUUGCCGAGUACAUGAUGUGAUUCUUGAUCUCAUUGUAUCCAAGUCAAUUGAGGAAAACUUUAUUACAUCAGUUGGUAACAAUAAUUACACAUGGGGAUCAAAAGAUAAAUUUCGUCGGCUAUCACUUGAUUGCUGUGGUGACGAAAAUAUUGAAGUACCAUCAAGUAUGGUUCUUUCCAGAGCUCGAUCAUUCAGUAUUUAUGGGUCUUCUGAACACAUGCCACUUCUUUCAGACUUUCAAGCACUACGGGUGAUGUCUAUUGAACAUAAUCGUACGUAGGAA